Lottia gigantea (owl limpet) is the source of this 6117-nucleotide messenger RNA. RefSeq lists its product as hypothetical. Gene Ontology annotation, cellular component: centrosome; ciliary basal body; centriolar satellite. Lineage: Eukaryota; Metazoa; Mollusca; Gastropoda; Lottiidae. Gene Ontology annotation, biological process: cilium assembly; protein localization to centrosome; microtubule anchoring at centrosome. Bases 1 to 6117 code for a protein of 2038 amino acids. The transcript has 38 exons. The record is from RefSeq and is a predicted model, not a curated record.
AUGGCAAUGGCAUCUGGAGGAAGAAAACCAUUCUCUCUGUCUAAGUUACCCCAAUCUGAUAGUAGACCUACCAGAUAUUCUGCAGGAGAUGAUCAAAAUGAUGCUGAACCUCAGAUGAAUUCCUCAAAGAAAAAUGUCCCUAAAGAAGUUAGGAUUAAUAACUGGGAUUUUGCUGAUUGGAGGCCAAAUUCAGCUUCUACUGAUUCCAAAAGAAGGAAGAAGUCAAAAGGCAAUCCAGAACGUGAAAGAGAACAAUCUUUAUCAUUAGAUUCUCCUCCUCAGAGAGACAAAAAACCUAGGACACCAUCAACGUUUCCUCGAACCAAAAUUGGACCAUCCACUCCUACUUCACAGAAACGAGCUCUGGAAAAUCUUCGUAGUAGAAUGACAUUUAGUGAAACCGAUGAGGGAAGCACUGAUGGUGAACCAAAUAAUGAAAGGGUAGUUUCAAAACGUCGUUUGAAUCCUCCAAAUUUUUCACGUCAAGACACAAAUAGUACAGAAGAGGGUGCUAGUCAAGCCAAUUUAACCAAUCGUAACAACAAUAGAGAUAACUCUGUCCAGGAUCUUGGGUUGGAUAGUAAUCAGAUAGUGGGAAGAUUGAUGCAGAUUAGAGAUUAUAUAAAACAAGCUAACACAAUGAGAGAUACUCUUAAUAAAUCCAAGGAGGCUAGAGAUAAAGAGAAAGUGAUUAAAUUAAAACAUGUGAUUGAUAAUUUAGUGAAACAGGAAAUUUAUACACUGGAAACUUUACACCAGUUGUCGAAAAGUAAUAAAGAUGAUAUGGAUAAGUUGAAAAAACUUGUAGAUAAUUUAAAGGAUCAAGAGAGGGGCUAUAUGGGCUUACUUCAGAGAAUGUUGGCAUUACGCGAUGAAGGUGUAUUAGAGAAUGGUAAUGGUACACUUCAUGCAUUAUUACCUGAUUUAGAAGACAAUGAUUACAGUGAUAAUAAUAAUGAUAAUGACAAUGAUGAUGAUAAUGAAGAUAAUAAAUCAGAAUCAGAUGAUACAGUGUCUGUUGAUUUAGAGGUACAAACUAAUGCUUCAGACACAACAACAGAGGAGCGUACCAAUAGUUCAUCAUCACGACCCUACAUAGAAGAUAAACUUGGUGAUACAGAUGAUGAAAACGAAAGUAGACGAAGUUCUAAAGAAUCUAAUAAUAUGGAUAAUACACUGGUAGCACAACGUAAUGCACAGGCUGUUGAGUGGGAUUUUGGAGUUGACUCGAUAGAUGGUUUAGACAAUCUUCUACCAGGCUCUUUAGAUGCCAUGAGAGCAAAUGAACUUGCAGCUUUACAACAACAACAAAACCUACUGAAAAUACUGGCUGAAAAACAGGAACAAUUACGUGCUCUUCAAGGUAGACAGGAUGCUCUGGUAGCUAUGCAUAAAGAAGCAGAGAAGAAACUACAUAUAGCACAAAAUAAAGAGAACAAAGCUAAAGCAGCAGUAAAAACAGCAUCUGAAGCUGUACGUCAUGCCAGUAAUAGUAAUCCUAAUUUAACACCCACUGAUGAUGUAGAAGAGGACCCUGAAGCAGAGUUAUCAUCUACCCAAACUCAACUAGAACAACUUGUGAGGAUGAAAAACAGACUUGAAAUGUUAAAAAAUGCCUCCACAGAACUGGCUGCUGAAGAAGAACAAGCUGGGAAUGAUAUGGCUAUAUUACAAACAGCUACAGAUGAUGAGCCUGGACGCCAACAGCUACAAGAUAAACUGGAAGAUUUACAAGACAAGAAAGACAGAAUGAAUGAUCUGUUGAUGGAAUUACAAACUCUGCGAUCACAAAGAUUCGAAACUUUGUUACAAAAUGAUAGUGAGGGAGCAUCAGCAACAGCACCGGUAGUUGCUCCUCCUGCCCCAAACAGUAGAUCAUCAUCUCAAAUCAAACUAACUGACGCUUUAUCUACACUAGACCAAGCUGACUCUACAGCUGAAUCUGCUGAACAAGUUUUAAGUAUGAUGGAUGCCCAGACAAAACUAGAGAAACUUCAAGAAGUUAAAGGUAGAUUAGAUCAGUUAAGAGGAUUAGUACAGUAUUACCAGGGUAAUAAGACUAGAUCUGAUGGUGAUGGUGGUGAAAUCAGAGACCAAUCAUCAGCACCAACUUACAGUGAUUAUGGAGAUACAGAAUCUUUAGAAAAUGCCAGAAGAGCUCCAAUUGAUGCUGAGAAGAUAUUUCAAACUGGUAGUCAACUGAAUGUUUUAGGUAGCGUACCUGGUGCUACCUCUAGACGAAGAGCUGAUCUUGAUUCUCAACAAUCUGAUGAGGAAAAUGCCUCUGUGAAUGAUUCUCAAAUGUCAAGUUUAGGUCCCUGGGGUGAUGAACCAGAAAUCAGAGAAAAAGUCAGACAACUAAAAGCAACUAAGGAGAAAUUACAACAAUUACAAGAUUUAGUGAGUAUGUGCCAACAAUCACCUGACUUAGCCCAAUCGCUACCUGAUAAUAUUACUGAAGAUGAUAGACCGUCACUAUUAACCGCUCAACAAACUGAAGAAAGAAAUAUCUCCCUUAGUGAGGGGGAAAUACCUAAUGAUUCACAGAGUGGUUUACCUGAAGCAGAAUCUCUGUUUAGUGUAAAAGAACAAAUAAAAGAAUUAUCUGAGUUGAAGAAAGAAAGAGAAAGAUUAUUAGCUCUACAGAAUCAACUUCAAUCUCUUCAAGGACAUUUCGAUCCAGAAGAUAAUGAUAAUAUAAGUGAUGAUGGAAAUGAUACAGAAACCAAUAAAAAAUCACGAUCUCAAUCAGAACCAGGACCUGUUGUUACUUUUGCCUCCAAUGAUGAACUGUAUAGUAAAAUGAGGAAACAGAGAAUGUUACGAGAAGAAUUGAGAUCUAAAAAGAAAGAAUUAGAAGCUAUAAUGAAGAAAGAUAGAAAUAAACGACAAUAUUUUAAAAAUCAAGAUAAUCAAAGUGAUACUGUCUCUUAUUCUACAGAUGCUUUUGGAGCAAGCGCCAGUGCUGAUGCUACAAUGGCGACUUGGGGUGGUUCAACUGUAGAUAAUCUAGAGAAUAUAACUGAAGGUAGAGAUGAUAAUGAUGAUGAUGAUGACAAUGACGAUGAAGAUGAUGCCUACCCUAGUGAUGGUAUUGUACAAGUAGAAGAGGAAGAAGAAGUCAAUGGUAGCGAUAAUAAUACCUAUACUAUAGAAGCUGAUGCCAGACAGAGACGAGCUGCUAGAUCUAAACCUACACAACCUGAUGUUAGACCUAAAGCUAGAAAAAUAGCCACCUUUCCUAGAUCACAGUCUGCUAGAGAAGAAGUUCUAAUGGCAUCACAGAGUGGUAAUGUAGGGAAGAAAGGAGCUGUGAGAAAAACUAAGGCUAACAAACGAACAAAACAAGAGAACUACCGAUCAGCAGAAGAAAUAGUACGAGAUGUAGAAGUAGAAGACAGUUCUAGAUUAGAUCUGAUACAACAACAAGUACAACAAACUUACCAAUUGUUACAAGAACAACAUCACAAUAAUACAUUACAGGGUACUCUGUCUCCUAAUACUAGUGGUUUAACAAUGGGAAAUCCUAUGAGACCAGCUGCAGGCAUGUAUCCAGAUAUGUUACAACAACAGAUGUAUCAACAGCAGAUGAUGAUGUCCAUAAACCAGUGUCAUCAACAACUGAACUUACAACAAAUAGAGAUGUCUAAUUUAAACCAUCAUAUCCAACAGAUUAGUUUAUAUAUACAGGAACAGCAACACCACCAUCAUCAUCACCCAAUUAACUCUACUACAGACGACAGAGAUCACAGUCGUUUAACACCUCUAGCUACUUCAUCCCAGACACAUAUCUCACCACAUCAUCAUCUACCACCACCACCAACAAGACAAUCUACUUUUACACUUAAUCCCCAGUUCCCUCUAUCUUUCGCUCCAGUAGAGGGCUUAUCACCACGUCAGCAUUCAAGCCACAGGAUAACGUCUAGUAGUCCUUCUCGUCAAGACGUGCCACAACCCCAGACUAACAAUCUACGUCCUAUACCACCUCCUAGGCUUGAUUCCUACCAACAGAAUAGUAAUGUCAACAAUUUCCUGGGUAGAGAUAGUCAGAGAGAUGCACGACCUAAAACUAAUGGUGAAUAUGGCAAACCAAAGAAAAGUAAAGACCGUCCAGAAGAAGAUUAUGAGAGAAGUAGUCAGGGUCAUGGUGGACAAGCAGGUAAAGAUGGCAGGUAUAGACCAGGGUUAAGUUCUGGUAUUAGUGGUACAGCAUUCAGUGAUAGUAAUAGUGUGACUGAUGCUCUAUCUGCUAGACUGGGAGAACCUAGAAACAGGGAUGGUGAUGCAAUGGAACUAUCUCUGUUUGAAACAUUACGAGAGACCAUUUAUUCAGAAGUCGCUACUUUAAUAUCCCAGAAUGAAAGUCGUCCUCAUUUUCUAAUAGAAUUAUUUCGAGAAUUACAACUAUUAUCCAGUGAUUAUCUGAGACAGAGGGGACUAUAUGCUAUACAAGAAUUAGUUUCUAAAACUUUAUCUUCUGAAGAUAAUCCCUAUGCAGUACAAUCUAGAUGGUCUAGAAAUGGUGGUGGUGAUAAUUUAACAGCUAGUGAAUUAACCCCUAGUGAAAGUCUUUUAACUUCUGAGGAUGAGAGUAAAGAAUUUGUAGAGAAGAAAAAGAAGAAACUAUUAUUAAAUCGAGGUGGAUCUUUGAAGAACAAUCAAUAUGAUUAUAGUGAACAAGCUGAGAAUACAAGUACUCUCUCUACACCCUCCACUGGUCUAGCGGAAUCUCCAUUUGCUAAUGAGUCAUUAGGUGAUACUGUUAUACAUCUUGAUAAGGCGUUAGAGAGAAUGAGAGAAAUGGAGAUGAAAGAGAUAGAGGAAGGUAGAUUAGAUGAAGAAUCUCUACAAGUUGUAUAUAACCGUGUACGAGAAGCUAGACAAGCAGCUAGAAUAUUAGAAGAUAAUAAAUUGGUUCCUGGAAGUGGUACUGAUAAUGGUAGUCAAGGCUCUAUUCCUGAUAUAAUGUAUUCACGUAUUAACAGUAGUCAGUUAGAUGAUCAAGUUAAAGAGAUAAUAAGAGAAAUUAUACCAGUUAUUAAAGAACAUACUGAUGAUAUCUGUUCACCACAACUAUUAGCUUAUAUUAAACGUCUAGUCUUAUCUUUAACUAGACAGAAUGACAGUCGACACGAAUUUACCUCGUUCUUUCAUUCUCAACUAGGAUCUAUCUUACACGAUUCACUGGCUAGAUUUGAAGGCAGAAAGGUUCGUGAAUGUGGUGAUGAUUUACUAGAUAGUAUGUCAGAUGCUUUGUAUGAUGAGUUAGCUUUCUUCAGAAUGAUGCAAGAUCUUAAUAAUCCUAAUCUAAAUAAUAAGACAAAAUCUAAUCAGUCAUCAAAGACAUCAAGUCCACAAAAAUCCCCUCUCCACACCCGAAUUGUCAAUAAAGCUGAUCUGAUAUCUGAUGAUGGUAAUGAUGUUAGUUCAUCAGAUAGUGAUGUUGAUAGCCAGAAUAAUCUACGAAUGUUGGUAGCUGAAGAGGAAAAUCUUGGCAAGGAGAGAGAUGAUGAACUAGCUAAUGAGAUGCCAAUACAAGAUGCAGAUGAAAAAGAUCAACAAUCAGAAUCUCCUUACAAAACUCAAGGAUUAAAGAUAGAAUUGGCUGUUAGUGAAACGAAACCCUUCACUAGAAUUGGUAGUGAUGAAGAUGAUGAUAAUGAUAGUGAUGAAUCACACAGUGCUGAAGAUCCUUCAGAAACAGCUGUAUCACGUGAUGCUAAACUAUCUUCACAACCUGAUAGAGCUGUAGAGAUUAAUGGUAACCUGACAUCACCUAGCAGACCAGUUACUAAUAAUGUAACAAGUCAAGCUAAUGGUAAUAUUAAUGGUAUACAGAGUGAGGAAGAUGGUGAUGUAACUGCUGAUAAACCUACUGUUGAUAACCAUACUACUUUGAUGAAUGGAGAUGUAGAUAAUAACAAUGAAGUAACAAUUGAUGAUUUACCUACAUCAUUAAAUAUAACUGUUUCGAAAGAAAUAGAGAAGAAAGUAGUUGAUGAACAGAAUGAAUUGACAGGAGAAAAUGGUAUUUUGUCUACUAUGGAACCACAACAGGAACUAGCAGGUGAUGGUACAGCUUUAAAAGAUCCAGAUAGUUUUGGUAAUUUAAACUAA